GUUCGCAGUCAUUCCUGUUUGAUUCACGCGGUGGCAAUAUGGCGUCGACAAGCCGCGGAGAUGCCCUUCCCAAGGUGCAGUGCCCCAACCACCCAGAUGCUCUGCUGGUGGAAGACUACCGAGCGGGAGAUAUGAUCUGCCCAGAGUGUGGCCUCGUUGUGGGUGACCGGGUCAUCGACGUUGGGUCCGAGUGGCGGACAUUCAGCAACGAGAAGGCCACGAAGGACCCGUCCCGUGUGGGCGAUGCCCAAAACCCGCUGCUCAACGGAGGAGACCUCACCACUAUGAUCAGCAAGGGAACGGGUGCUGCCAGUUUUGAUGAGUUCGGAAACUCCAAGUACCAGAACCGCAGGACCAUGAGCAGCUCAGACCGGGCCAUGCUCAAUGCCUUCAAAGAGAUCAGCACCAUGGCGGACAGGAUUAACCUGCCCCGAAACAUCAUUGACCGAACAAAUAAUCUAUUCAAACAAGUCUAUGAGCAGAAGAGCCUCAAGGGACGGAGCAACGAUGCCAUCGCUUCAGCUUGUCUCUACAUCGCUUGCAGACAGGAGGGGGUCCCACGGACAUUCAAAGAAAUCUGUGCCGUGUCCCGGAUCUCCAAGAAGGAGAUCGGCCGCUGCUUCAAGCUCAUCCUGAAAGCCCUGGAGACAAGCGUGGACCUCAUCACCACGGGUGACUUCAUGUCGCGCUUCUGCUCCAACCUGGGGCUGCCCAAGCAGGUACAGAUGGCCGCCACAUACAUCGCCCGCAAGGCCGUGGAGCUGGAUCUGGUGCCCGGGCGCAGCCCCAUCUCAGUGGCUGCAGCGGCCAUCUACAUGGCUUCGCAGGCCUCUGCCGAGAAGAAGACUCAGAAAGAAAUCGGAGACAUUGCAGGAGUGGCAGAUGUCACGAUCCGACAGUCCUACAGACUCAUCUACCCUCGUGCUGCCGACCUCUUCCCGCCGGACUUCAAAUUCGACACUCCCGUUGACAAGCUGCCUCAGCUGUGAGAACGUGUGCUGAGCUUUUUUGUAUUCUUAGGUUUUUUUUUUAAAUUCAAUUUCUAAGGAAGGUUUUGUUUUGCUGGUAAUUCAGACUUUGUAAAGACAUUUACAGGAAUACAUGUGUACAGAACACACAUUCCAGAGCUUUAAACUGCACCUAGUGUUUCUUGUGUAUAUACUGUACAUACGAUGUCCAAGUGAACUUUAAUUGGUGAUCGCUGUUAGGCUGGUUUCUUAC
Scleropages formosus (Asian bonytongue) is the source of this 1221-nucleotide messenger RNA. RefSeq names its product general transcription factor IIB (gene gtf2b). NCBI's taxonomy places the organism in Eukaryota, Metazoa, Chordata, Actinopteri, Osteoglossiformes, Osteoglossidae. Bases 39 to 989 code for a protein of 316 amino acids. The transcript has 7 exons. Gene Ontology annotation, molecular function: TBP-class protein binding; acetyltransferase activity; RNA polymerase II core promoter sequence-specific DNA binding. Gene Ontology annotation, biological process: transcription initiation at RNA polymerase II promoter; RNA polymerase II core complex assembly; protein acetylation. The record is from RefSeq and is a predicted model, not a curated record. Gene Ontology annotation, cellular component: nucleus; transcription preinitiation complex.